Messenger RNA from Macaca mulatta (Rhesus monkey), 8178 nucleotides. RefSeq names its product Rap guanine nucleotide exchange factor 2 (gene RAPGEF2). Gene Ontology annotation, molecular function: guanyl-nucleotide exchange factor activity; protein binding. Lineage: Eukaryota; Metazoa; Chordata; Mammalia; Primates; Cercopithecidae. The record is from RefSeq and is a predicted model, not a curated record. Gene Ontology annotation, biological process: small GTPase-mediated signal transduction.
UUACUUCUUGAAUGAAUUUUAUAAAAAAUAAGGCCAUUUGAAAAUAAGAUAUUAGAGCUAAGCUUCCUUGUCUAUACAACUCAUACAUGGCCAGCUUUGCACACUGCAAUGGUGAACAUUUAACAAAAGUAUAUUGGACGGGCAUGUGUCUACAUGCUGAAAGGAAAAGCUGUUAUGGACCAUAACUUUUAUACAAGCUGAUCAGCUGCCAUCUGUGUACAAAGCACUGUGAUCAGCAGAGACCUGUUUGUGCCACUGUGUAGACUGAUAGCAGCAGAUUAAUUUAGCUGAGCUGUUCUCUAGCAGUUUGGUCACGAGGACAUAGACACUACCAAAGUGUAGUCAUCACACCACUGAUCUUUGCUGGUUUAGAUUGUGGCAAGAGAGAAAAACUGCUUGCUCUCUUCACCCCAAUACAGCUGAGGUAAGAGCCACCUUUUUUUCUCUUGAAGGGAAAAAUGAGAGCAAAUCUGCCUCUUUUAACUUUUCCCAUGCUGUUUGAUUUAAAUUUAUUCUAGUCUUUUCCAUGAUAAUCCCCCAGGCCAGGUAUACAGUUCAGCAUCUCUUUGGCGGAGAGCAACUAGUUUGUAGCACAGCUUGGGUAAAUUUUAAUAACAAAAUUGUAUUGCCAGCACGAAGCAUUUGACCUUGAAGACAGAGGAGAGCAGACAUUGCAGAUUUCCCUACUUGCCCUUCACUUACAAGAGAGUAGAUAAUGAAUUAAUAAAAAUUGAUAAAGAGUGUCUGUCAGGCAGCCGCUGAGGUCAUGAGGCUGGUAUGCAAAAAGAGUACCCAUACAACAUGCGAGACACAUAGCUGCAGCCAGGAGAGGUGGGUGGGUCAUCGAAGCAGGAAAUUAGCCGUCAGAUGGAAUGUUGGCCUCUGUACAAGCUACGCCGCGCGCAUGGACUCACUGGGAGAAAACACACAGGGAAAUGGGGAGUGCUCAGUGCUGCAGAGAAAAGAGCUCCUAUAGAAGAUGACAGCACUAUUGCUGUUAGUGGUACUUCAAAGAUACUGAAGACAGUGCAGGCUGACUUGAAUAAGUUUACAUUCCGAUACCGAGAAUUGCAUUCCACUGGGUAGUUCUGACGUACAAGAAGAAUGUGGAGGCCCAUACAAAGGGCAAGAUUAGGGACACUGAUAGAAGAGGCUUCUAUGCUCUGUGACUGCCUUCCGUGGAAAGCUCACACUGGCAGAAAGUGCUCUUGACCCAACUUGGGAGAGGAAAAUGUGGUCACAGAAACUUCGGACAAUUGGACCUUACAACACCUGCAGCACCCUGUCUGGUGUUUCAUUGCCUAUGGGUAUUUACGAAAACUAGUUUUGGCAAGCGUUCUGCAGGAAGUUUUAGGCGUGGCUGUGAAUGCAUUGUUUUAGAGCCUUCUGAGAUGAUUGUGGUGGACUAUAUGGAUGAAAAUGAAGAAUAUUUUCAGCGUCAAGCUUCCCAUAGACAGUCUCGAAGGAGAUUUAGAAAAAUCAACCAGAAGGGUGAAAGACAAACAAUUAUUGACACUGUGGAUCCUUAUCCCAUGGGCAAACCUCCUUUGCCUAGAGGCUAUCACACGGAAUGCACUAAAUCUCAGCUUCCUGCAGAUUUCACAAAACUGCAUCUUACUGACAGUCUCCACCCACAGGUGACCCACGUUUCUUCUAGCCAUUCAGGAUGUAGUAUCACUAGUGAUUCUGGAAGCAGCAGUCUUUCUGAUAUCUACCAGGCCACAGAAAGCGAGGCUGGUGAUAUGGACCUGAGUGGGUUGCCAGAAACAGCAGUGGAUUCCGAGGACGAUGACGAUGAAGAAGACAUUGAGAGAGCAUCAGAUCCUCUGAUGAGCAGGGACAUUGUGAGAGACUGCCUGGAGAAGGACCCAAUUGACCGGACAGAUGAUGACAUUGAACAACUCUUGGAAUUUAUGCACCAGUUGCCUGCUUUUGCCAAUAUGACGAUGUCCGUGAGGCGAGAACUCUGUGCUGUGAUGGUGUUCGCAGUGGUGGAAAGAGCAGGGACCAUAGUGUUAAAUGAUGGUGAAGAGCUGGACUCCUGGUCAGUGAUUCUCAAUGGAUCUGUGGAAGUGACUUAUCCAGAUGGAAAAGCAGAAAUACUAUGUAUGGGAAAUAGUUUUGGUGUCUCUCCUACCAUGGACAAAGAAUACAUGAAAGGAGUGAUGAGAACAAAGGUGGAUGACUGCCAGUUUGUCUGCAUAGCCCAGCAAGAUUACUGCCGUAUUCUCAACCAAGUAGAAAAGAACAUGCAAAAAGUUGAAGAGGAAGGAGAGAUUGUUAUGGUGAAAGAACACCGAGAACUUGAUCGAACUGGAACAAGAAAGGGACACAUUGUCAUCAAGGGUACCUCAGAAAGGUUAACAAUGCAUUUGGUAGAAGAGCAUUCAGUAGUAGAUCCAACAUUCAUAGAAGACUUUCUGUUGACCUAUAGGACUUUUCUUUCUAGCCCAAUGGAAGUGGGCAAAAAGUUAUUGGAGUGGUUUAAUGACCCGAGCCUCAGGGAUAAGGUUACACGGGUAGUAUUAUUGUGGGUAAAUAAUCACUUCAAUGACUUUGAAGGAGAUCCUGCAAUGACUCGAUUUUUAGAAGAAUUUGAAAACAAUCUGGAAAGAGAGAAAAUGGGUGGACACCUAAGGCUGUUGAAUAUCGCAUGUGCUGCUAAAGCAAAAAGAAGAUUGAUGACGUUAACAAAACCAUCCCGAGAAGCUCCUUUGCCUUUUAUCUUACUUGGAGGCUCCGAAAAGGGAUUUGGAAUCUUUGUUGACAGUGUAGAUUCAGGUAGCAAAGCAACUGAAGCAGGCUUGAAACGGGGGGAUCAGAUAUUAGAAGUAAAUGGCCAAAACUUUGAAAACAUUCAGCUGUCAAAAGCCAUGGAAAUUCUUAGAAAUAACACACAUUUAUCUAUCACUGUGAAAACCAAUUUAUUUGUAUUUAAAGAACUUCUAACCAGACUGUCAGAAGAGAAAAGAAAUGGUGCCCCCCACCUUCCUAAAAUUGGUGACAUCAAAAAGGCCAGUCGCUACUCCAUUCCAGAUCUUGCUGUAGAUGUAGAACAGGUGAUAGGACUUGAAAAAGUGAACAAAAAAAGUAAAGCCAACACUGUUGGAGGAAGGAACAAGCUGAAAAAGAUACUCGACAAGACUCGGAUCAGUAUCUUGCCACAGAAACCAUACAAUGAUAUUGGGAUUGGUCAGUCUCAAGAUGACAGCAUAGUAGGAUUAAGGCAGACAAAGCACAUCCCAACUGCAUUGCCUGUCAGUGGAACCUUAUCAUCCAGUAAUCCUGAUUUAUUGCAGUCACAUCAUCGCAUUUUAGACUUCAGUACUACUCCUGACUUGCCAGAUCAAGUGCUAAGGGUUUUUAAGGCUGAUCAGCAAAGCCGCUACAUCAUGAUCAGUAAGGACACUACGGCAAAGGAAGUGGUUAUUCAGGCUAUCAGGGAGUUUGCUGUUACUGCCACCCCGGAUCAAUAUUCACUAUGUGAGGUCUCUGUCACACCUGAGGGAGUAAUCAAACAAAGAAGGCUUCCAGAUCAGCUUUCCAAACUUGCUGACAGAAUACAGUUGAGUGGAAGGUAUUAUCUGAAAAACAACAUGGAAACAGAAACUCUUUGUUCUGAUGAAGAUGCUCAGGAGUUGUUGAGAGAGAGUCAAAUUUCCCUCCUUCAGCUCAGCACUGUGGAAGUUGCCACACAGCUCUCCAUGCGAAAUUUUGAACUCUUUCGCAACAUUGAACCUACUGAAUAUAUAGAUGAUUUAUUUAAACUCAGAUCAAAAACCAGCUGUGCCAACCUGAAGAGAUUUGAAGAAGUCAUUAACCAGGAAACAUUUUGGGUAGCGUCUGAAAUUCUCAGAGAAACAAACCAGCUGAAGAGGAUGAAGAUCAUUAAGCAUUUCAUCAAGAUAGCACUGCACUGUAGGGAAUGCAAGAAUUUUAACUCAAUGUUUGCAAUCAUUAGUGGCCUAAACCUGGCACCAGUGGCAAGACUGCGAACAACCUGGGAGAAACUUCCCAAUAAAUACGAAAAACUAUUUCAAGAUCUCCAAGACCUGUUUGAUCCUUCCAGAAACAUGGCGAAAUAUCGCAAUGUUCUCAAUAGUCAAAACCUACAACCACCCAUAAUCCCUCUGUUUCCAGUUAUCAAGAAGGAUCUCACCUUCCUUCACGAAGGAAAUGACUCAAAAGUAGACGGGCUGGUCAAUUUUGAGAAGUUAAGGAUGAUCGCAAAAGAAAUUCGUCACGUUGGCCGAAUGGCUUCAGUGAACAUGGACCCAGCCCUCAUGUUCAGGACUCGGAAGAAGAAAUGGCGGAGUUUGGGGUCUCUCAGCCAGGGUAGUACAAACGCAACAGUGCUAGAUGUUGCUCAGACAGGUGGUCAUAAAAAGCGGGUACGUCGUAGUUCCUUUCUCAAUGCCAAAAAGCUUUAUGAAGAUGCCCAAAUGGCUCGAAAAGUGAAGCAGUACCUUUCCAAUUUGGAGCUAGAAAUGGACGAGGAGAGUCUUCAGACAUUAUCUCUGCAGUGUGAGCCAGCAACCAACACAUUGCCUAAGAAUCCUGGUGACAAAAAGCCUGUCAAAUCCGAGACCUCUCCGGUAGCUCCAAGGGCAGGGUCACAGCAGAAAGCUCAGUCCCUGCCACAGCCCCAGCAGCAGCCACCACCAGCACAUAAAAUCAACCAGGGACUGCAGGUUCCCGCCGUGUCCCUUUAUCCUUCACGGAAGAAAGUGCCCGUAAAGGAUCUCCCACCUUUUGGCAUAAACUCUCCACAAGCUUUAAAGAAAAUUCUUUCUUUGUCUGAAGAAGGAAGUUUGGAACGUCACAAGAAGCAAGCUGAAGACACAAUAUCAAAUGCGUCUUCGCAGCUUUCUUCUCCUCCUACUUCUCCACAGAGUUCUCCAAGGAAAGGUGGCAGUGGCAAUCAGCUGAGAUCUUUUGGCUCCGGGCAGUUGGACUUAACCAGUUCCUCCUCUUCUCUUGGAAGUGAGAACAGUAACAAGAAUAACAAUGCACCACGGACCUAUGGGAUAGGCUAUACUUUGGCUCCCAGUGGUACUGUGGAUAAUUUUUCAGAUUCUGGUCACAGUGAAAUUUCUUCACGAUCCAGUAUUGUCAGCAAUUCGUCUUUUGACUCAGUGCCAGUCUCACUGCACGAUGAGAGGCGCCAGAGGCAUUCUGUCAGCAUCGUGGAAACAAACCUAGGGGUGGGCAGGAUGGAGAGGCGGACCAUGAUGGAACCUGAUCAAUAUAGCUUGGGGUCCUAUGCACCAAUGUCCGAGGGUCGAGGCUUAUAUGCUACAGCUACAGUGAUUUCUUCUCCAAGCACAGAGGAACUUUCCCAGGAUCAGGGGGAUCGUGCGUCACUUGAUGCUGCUGACAGUGGCCGUGGGAGCUGGACGUCAUGCUCAAGUGGCUCCCAUGAUAAUAUACAGACAAUCCAGCACCAGAGAAGCUGGGAGACUCUUCCAUUUGGGCACACUCACUUUGAUUAUUCAGGGGAUCCUGCAGGUUUAUGGGCAUCAAGCAGCCAUAUGGACCAAAUCAUGUUUUCUGAUCAUAGCACAAAGUAUAACCGGCAAAAUCAAAGUAGAGAGAGCCUUGAACAAGCCCAGUCCCGAGCAAGCUGGGCGUCUUCCACAGGUUACUGGGGAGAAGACUCAGAAGGUGACACAGGCACAAUAAAGCGGAGGGGUGGAAAGGACGUUUCCAUUGAAGCCGAAAGCAGUAGCAUAACAUCUGUGACCACAGAAGAAACCAAGUCAGUCCCCAUGCCUGCCCACAUAGCUGUGGCAUCAAGUACUACAAAGGGGCUCAUUGCACGAAAGGAGGGCAGGUAUCGAGAGCCCCCGCCCACCCCUCCCGGCUACAUUGGAAUUCCCAUUACUGACUUUCCAGAAGGGCACUCCCAUCCAGCCAGGAAACCUCCGGACUACAACGUGGCCCUUCAGAGAUCGCGGAUGGUCGCGCGAUCCUCCGACACAGCUGGGCCUUCAUCUGUACAGCAGCCACAUGGGCAUCCCACCAGCAGCAGGCCUGUGAACAAACCUCAGUGGCAUAAGCCGAACGAGUCCGACCCGCGCCUCGCCCCCUAUCAGUCCCAAGGGUUUUCCACCGAGGAGGAUGAAGAUGAACAAGUUUCUGCUGUUUGAGGCACAGGCUUUUCUGGAUCCAGAGCGAGCCACCUGAAGGGAGAGCACAGGAAGAUGUCCCGAGCAUUGGAGCCUUGGAACUCACAUUCUGAGGAUGGUGGACCAGUUUGCCUCCUUCCCUGCCUUAAAAGCAGCAUGGGGCUUCUUCUCCCCUUCUUCCUUUCCCCUUUGCAUGUGAAAUACUGUGAAGAAAUUGCCCUGGCACUUUUCAGACUUUGUUGCUUGAAAUGCACAGUGCAGCAAUCUUCGAGCUCCCACUGUUGCUGCCUGCCACAUCACACAGUAUCAUUCCAAAUUCCAAGAUCAUCCCAACAAGAUGAUUCACUCUGGCUGCACUUCUCAAUGCCUGGAAGGAUUUUUUUUAAUCUUCCUUUUAGAUUUCAAUCCAGUCCUAGCACUUGAUCUCAUUGGGAUAAUGAGAAAAGCUAGCCAUUGAACUACUUGGGGCCUUUAACUCACCAAGGAAGACAAAGAAAAACAAUGAAAUCCUUUGAGUAUAGUGCUUGUCCACUUGUUUACAAUGUCCUCCUUUAAAAAAAAAAAAAAUGAAUUUAGAGAUUUUGUUCAGAGAGUAAAUGUAUAUCCAUUUAAUGAUUACAGUAUUAUUUUAAACCUUAAGUAGGGUUGCCAGCCUGGUUUCUGAAAAACCAAAUAUGCCGGACAGGGUGUGGCCACACCAAGAAGACGGGAAAACCUGGCUUGUGACCCUGGCUUCCCAUGUCCUUCUGGUCUCACCCGCGAAGUGCCCUAUCCUGGAAGUAUGAAAUGUUAGCCAAUUAAUACCAAGACACCUCAUCUGCUCCUUCCCCAGUGGAUGGGGUUCUUCUGUAAAACUGUUUGCACAUGGCCAGGGGAGGGAACUAGGACCCUUGUGUCUUGUCUGAGCCUUAUGGAGGCAGGACGGUGUCAUUGGCGGAUGUGUCCUGCUCCAUUGAGAUGGAUGGCAAACCCCAUUUUUAAGUUAUAUUUCUUUGAUUUUUGUUAAUUUAGAGGUUUAGGUUUUGUUUUUCUUUUUUUUUUUUUUUUUUUUGAGAGAAACAUUUAUAACUGGAUAGCAUUGCAGUGAAAGCAGCUUGGGAUGUUGGAGCUAAUGCCAGCUGUUUAUACUGCUCUUUCAAGACAGCCUCCCUUUAUUGAAUUGGCAUUAGGGAAUAAACAAGCCUUUAAAUGUGAUAAAAGAUCAAAAACCUGGUUAGAUAUGCCAGCCUUUGCAAGGCAGGUUAGUCACCAAAGACUAACCUCCCAGUGGCUUUAUGGACGCUGCAUAUAGAGAAGGCCUAAGUGUAGCAACCAUCUGCUCACAGCUGCUAUUAACCCUUUAAUGACUGAAAUGACCCCUCCACUCUAUUUUUGUGUUGUUUUUGCACAGACUCCGGAAAAGUGAAGGCUGCCAAUCUGAGUAGUACUCAAAUGUGAGGAACUGCUGGUCUUGGAUUUUUUUUCCAUUAAAUUCAGCUGAUCAUAUUGAUCAGUAGAUAAACGUAAAUAGCUUCAAAUUUUAAAAGUGGAAUUGCAGUGUUUUUUCACUGUAUCAAAAAAUGUCAGUGCUUUAUUUAAUAAUUCUCUUCUGUAUCAUGGCAUUUGUCUACUUAUAUAUUACAUUGUCAAUUAUGCAUUUGUAAUUUUACAUGUAAUAUGCAUUAUUUGCCAGUUUUAUUAUAUAGGCUAUGGACCUCAUGUGCAUAUAGAAAGACAGAAAUCUAGCUCUACCACAAGUUGCACAAAUGUUAUCUAAGCAUUAAGUAAUUGUAGAACAUAGGACUGCUAAUCUCAGUUCGCUCUGUGAUGUCAAGUGCAGAAUGUACAAUUAACUGGUGAUUUCCUCAUACUUUUGAUACUACUUGUACCUGUAUGUCUUUUAGAAAGACAUUGGUGGAGUCUGUAUCCCUUUUGUAUUUUUAAUACAAUAAUUGUACAUAUUGGUUAUAUUUUUGUUGAAGAUGGUAGAAAUGUACUAUGUUUAUGCUUCUACAUCCAGUUUGUACAAGCUGGAAAAUAAAUAAAUAUAACGUAAAGCCUUGCCUAUAUA